Bufo bufo (common toad) is the source of this 1599-nucleotide messenger RNA. RefSeq names its product APC membrane recruitment protein 3 (gene AMER3). Gene Ontology annotation, molecular function: phosphatidylinositol-4,5-bisphosphate binding; beta-catenin binding. Lineage: Eukaryota; Metazoa; Chordata; Amphibia; Anura; Bufonidae. The coding region runs from base 1 to 1599 and encodes 532 amino acids. Gene Ontology annotation, biological process: regulation of canonical Wnt signaling pathway. The record is from RefSeq and is a predicted model, not a curated record. Gene Ontology annotation, cellular component: plasma membrane. The transcript is spliced from 3 exons.
AUGUCUAAUGGGAUUUGUACAAAGGAAGCUGAUAUUGUCCGAUGUCCAAGGUUUAUAAGAAAAAGCAAAACAUAUGACUGUGUUAUGAGCGAUGACAAGCCAGAGAAAGUAACUGGUCAAAUUACACAAGGUCGGAUACCAAACAGUGUCAGUUCCCCAGGCCUUGUGGAAGAUCAGGGUGGAAAGCGAAAUGACAUAGAAGCCAACAAAGUACCAUGUAAGCAAAACAUAAUAGACUAUAGAAAUUUUGUGCCUCAGAUGCCUUUUGUACCAUCAGUUGCAAAAUCACUGCCAAGGAAAAGAAUUUCUCUUAGAAAGUCCAAAAAAAGUUUAAAAAACAUAUUUAAUUUAAAAAAGAAUAAGCAGCAAGAUGUCAUAUCAGAAGAUGAGAGCCAGCCAAUGAUGUUUAAAAUAAAAGAAACUAAAGCAGGUGAAAGACAGUAUCAACUAAGUAUUGGUGAGAUGCCUUCUGAUGAGUUCCUUCUUCAUGAUUGCUCGGACCGUGACAUGUACAUUGAGGCAGCUGAUUCAUUCAAAACACUGUGUGAGGAUGUGGCUUCUCUAAAAAGUUUUGACUCUCUUACCGGAUGUGGGGAAAUAUUUGCAGAUGAAAGUGCCUCUUUUAUUGACAUAGAAAACAGCCGAGUCACAUUUAUAUCAAAGCCAAGUUCCAUAGCUGCUAGUUUUCAAGGAGGAGUGGAACGACUUGCCUCUCCAGCCAAAUCUGAGUCUAUUGACUUCUCUAGGCUACGUGGUCACAUGGAUUCAUCUGCAAAAAGUGUAUGUUCAAAUGUACUUUCUGAAACCAAUAGGCCACUAGUUUGUCAAGGCCUAAGUAAAGUAGAAAUUAAUGGCAGCUUAUCAAUAGAUCAAGUCUCCAUCUUAUCCUACAGUGAUCUAAUGUCUUCUAAUGAGAAUAUUCAUGACGCUGACUCCCCAAUGUCCACAAGUGAUGAGGGGUAUUAUGACUCAUAUUCUCCAACACUGGAAGAAGGCAAAAAUGAGGUUGGCAAUGUUAGACCAUUUCCAAGGGAUAGCUAUAGUGGAGAUGCCCUUUAUGAGUUAUUUUCUGACUCAUGUGAAAAGAAGCUCUGGCCUGUUCAGGACUGUGACUUGUCUGCUCCUGGUCAUAAUAAUGACAAUCCUACAUCCAUAUAUAGUUUUUGUGUGGGAUCUGAUGAAAAUAUGGCCUCUGAACCUGCACUAGAACUUGUUGCAGAAGACAAUCUUGAGAGUACAUGGAAAGGAAGAGAAUGUUUAUUAAAACUAUGUGAUACAGAGCUGUCUUUAACUAUUGGAAUGGUUAACUGGUUAAGAAAGACAGAAAAAAUACCAAAAAAUGAUCAAAAUGUCACUUGUAGCUCAGAGGAGCCACCAGGCACAAGGAAUGAGAAUGACAGUAAAGUUGAAGAAAUCACAGCAAUGUCUGGAGAUAGCAAGGGAGAGUCCUUUUCAGAUUCUCUGGGCUCACAAUAUAGAAGCUUGACCCAUUUUAAAAAACCUGUUCCAAAGCCCAUCCUAGUCAUGACCGCCCACAAAUAUUCCCACUCAACACUGUCAAAAGCUUUGGCAGCAUCAAGUUUAAGAACAAGCGCCUAA